GACGGUGGUGACUCCCUCAAAAAACUUUUCACCAUUUGAAUACCUCAGCAUGGCACACAUCGCCAAAACUCUGUGGAACGCAUUCGAAAAUAACACCUACACCGAUUUACUUGUGAAGUGCGCCGGCGUGGACUUUCAUGUUCAUAAGGUCGUUGUGUGCUCUCAGUCUCGAUUCUUCAGAGCUGCCUGCGAUCACCCUUGCCGUGAACAUAUCGAAGACACCAUUACGUUACCAGAUGACGAGUCAAUCGUGAUAUCGAGAUUGGUCGAAUUCUUGUACACAGGAAAAUACAAAGGCUUGGAACCCGAAAUUGGUCAGUCUACAAGCGAGAAGACAAUGACGACGACAGAAGAGCACGUCGAAUCGGAAUUCACGCUUCACGCCAAAAUGUACGCAGUAGCAGUGAAGUACGGCGUGGCGGAUCUUGAUCAAACAGCAAAGUCACGGUUUAGGAGCCUGGCUUCUAAGGCUUGGAAUACCUACGAUUUUCUCGCUUCCAUCCCUUUUAUCUACAAUCUGAUUCCAGAAUCGGAUAAAGGUCUCCGCGAAGUAGCAGCCAACUGCAUGAGACACCGGCUACGAAGCUUGCUCGGUGAUGCCAAUGCAUGCGCGAGGUGGCGACAGACCUGUAUGGAAAUACCGGAGUUUCCACUGGAUGUUCUGGAUAACUUCGCUAGGAAUCCAUUGCAGGGCAGCUGUUCCACGUGCGGCCCAAACCAAGGCGUUGAACCAUUGCAAUUACGCUGUCUUACCUGUGGCAAGGGCGGUGCGAGUCAGACUCGGUAUUAACUUACUCUCGAUUCUCGAUCGCCGAUGGGUUGGAAGCCGAUUUUGCAAAAAGAUCUGUGGAGAAAAGUCGGAGCCUACAUUCUCAGGUUGACCCCAGGCUGUGAUUCCAGGCCAUUCACAGCGCCCAGGAUUAAUGUCCUGUCACAGUCGGCAGGUUGGGGCACUACUCCUGAGAGCGGGAAAGUCGUGGGGUGCUGACUAGGAGCGAAGUCCUAGGAUAUGUGUCCCCGCCCGGUACUGUAACAAAAUGUGUGAAACUUGGCUGGCUUCAGGUGACAACAGCCCUGCCGACCCGCUCUGGAUGAUGCAGAGCGAAUGGUCAUCACCAUCAUGACUACAAACUCUAAAACUCGCCAAGAUUUAUUUACUGCGUGUCUCUAGCUGUCAGGGUAGAUUUCACGUGAUCGGGAAACCUUCCCAUCUGUCGCUUCGGCGCACCUGCACUGCGCAAAC
Cladophialophora immunda is the source of this 1243-nucleotide messenger RNA. RefSeq lists its product as uncharacterized. Gene Ontology annotation, molecular function: protein binding. The coding region runs from base 50 to 790 and encodes 246 amino acids. Lineage: Eukaryota; Fungi; Ascomycota; Eurotiomycetes; Chaetothyriales; Herpotrichiellaceae. The record is from RefSeq and is a predicted model, not a curated record. The transcript has 3 exons.